AUGGAUGAACACAACUUCAUCGAUGGAAUUCUUCAAGACAUACUUCUCUCGAAUUUUGAAAAAAUAUCAAGUAGAAUUAUGGUAGAAUGGGAUAGGAUUUGCGGUAGAAUUUCCCGGGGUUUUCCGAUGCUUGCCACCCCGGCUGAUUAUGUGCGCAAGAACCUCAGUUGCGACUCGUCCCUAAUGGACUAG
Messenger RNA from Perkinsus marinus ATCC 50983, 192 nucleotides. RefSeq lists its product as hypothetical. The coding region runs from base 1 to 192 and encodes 63 amino acids. The transcript is spliced from 2 exons. The record is from RefSeq and is a predicted model, not a curated record. NCBI's taxonomy places the organism in Eukaryota, Perkinsozoa, Perkinsida, Perkinsidae.